Molecule: messenger RNA, 1614 nt
Organism: Budorcas taxicolor (takin)
Lineage: Eukaryota; Metazoa; Chordata; Mammalia; Artiodactyla; Bovidae
Gene: STK39
Product: serine/threonine kinase 39
Exons: 18
Coding region: 1-1614 (537 amino acids)
Biological process (GO): protein phosphorylation
Molecular function (GO): protein serine/threonine kinase activity; ATP binding
Source: RefSeq, a predicted model, not a curated record
AUGGCGGAGCCGAGCGGCUCGCCCGUGCACGUCCAGCAGCCCCAGCAGGCGGCCCCGGUGACAGCGGCGGCCCCGGCGACAGCGACAGCAGCGCCGGCUCCGGUGGCUCCCGUGGCCACGGCUCCGGCCGCGCAGUCGAUCGGCUGGCCCAUCUGCAGGGACGCGUACGAGCUGCAGGAGGUUAUCGGCAGUGGCGCUACAGCUGUGGUUCAGGCUGCUCUGUGCAAACCCAGGCAAGAACGCGUAGCAAUAAAGCGGAUCAACUUGGAAAAAUGCCAGACCAGCAUGGACGAACUAUUAAAAGAAAUUCAAGCCAUGAGUCAGUGCAGCCAUCCCAACGUAGUGACCUAUUACACCUCUUUUGUGGUAAAAGACGAACUUUGGCUGGUCAUGAAAUUACUAAGUGGAGGUUCAAUGUUGGAUAUCAUAAAAUACAUCGUCAAUCGAGGAGAACACAAGAAUGGAGUUCUGGAAGAGGCAAUAAUAGCAACAAUUCUUAAAGAAGUCUUGGAAGGCUUAGACUAUCUACACAGAAAUGGUCAGAUUCACAGGGAUUUGAAAGCUGGUAAUAUUCUUCUGGGUGAAGAUGGUUCAGUACAAAUAGCAGAUUUUGGGGUAAGUGCUUUCUUAGCGACAGGGGGUGAUGUUACCCGGAAUAAAGUAAGAAAAACAUUCGUUGGCACCCCAUGUUGGAUGGCUCCUGAAGUCAUGGAACAGGUGAGAGGCUAUGACUUCAAGGCUGACAUGUGGAGUUUUGGAAUAACUGCCAUCGAACUAGCCACAGGAGCAGCGCCUUAUCACAAGUAUCCUCCUAUGAAAGUGUUGAUGUUGACUUUGCAAAAUGAUCCACCCACUUUGGAAACGGGAGUAGAGGAUAAGGAGAUGAUGAAAAAGUAUGGCAAGUCCUUUAGAAAGUUACUUUCACUGUGUCUUCAGAAGGAUCCCUCCAAAAGGCCCACAGCAGCAGAACUUUUAAAAUGCAAAUUCUUCCAGAAAGCCAAGAACAGAGAGUACCUGAUUGAAAAGCUGCUUACAAGAACACCAGACAUAGCCCAAAGAGCCAAAAAGGUGAGACGAGUUCCAGGGUCAAGCGGUCACCUCCAUAAAACCGAAGACGGUGACUGGGAGUGGAGCGACGACGAGAUGGAUGAGAAAAGUGAAGAAGGGAAAGCAGCCUUUUCUCAAGAAAAGUCACGAAGAGUAAAAGAAGAAAAUCCAGAGAUGGUGGUGAACGCCAGCAGCAUCCCCGAGCAGAUACAGUCCCUUUCUGUGCAGGACUCACAGGGCUUACCCAAAGCUAGUGAAGACUACAGAGAAGCCUCUUGUGCUGUAAACCUCGUUUUAAGAUUAAGAAACUCCAGGAAGGAACUUAAUGACAUACGAUUUGAGUUUACUCCAGGAAGAGAUACUGCAGACGGCGUUUCUCAGGAGCUCUUCUCUGCUGGCUUGGUUGAUGGGCAUGAUGUAGUUAUAGUGGCUGCUAAUUUACAGAAGAUUGUAGAUGAUCCCAAAGCUUUAAAAACAUUGACAUUUAAGUUGGCUUCUGGCUGUGAUGGGUCGGAGAUUCCCGACGAAGUGAAGCUGAUCGGGUUUGCUCAGCUGAGUGUCAGCUGA